This is a messenger RNA of Parnassius mnemosyne (clouded apollo), 2034 nucleotides long. NCBI's taxonomy places the organism in Eukaryota, Metazoa, Arthropoda, Insecta, Lepidoptera, Papilionidae. The record is from the annotation of a GenBank genome assembly.
AUGCCGGCGCUCCGGCUGCUCGGGCGCAAAUGGCUGGCAGCCUCAGACGAUCUCGUAUUUCCAAGUAUCUUCGAGCUCCUGUUCCGAUUUGUUUGGCUGGUGCUUAUUGCCUUGGUUGUAGAAGUCCUAUACCCAAUAACAUGGCAGUGUCAAACCGAGGGAUGGGAUGGCGGCGCAUUUGUCAGACUCUACCUCUGCGGUACGCUGGCUCUACAAGCGGUGUUGAUGCUGCUGUUGGCAGCUCUAGCACAGCAAUCCGCCAAAGGCACCAUAACAGAUGUCGAUGCAAGAAAGAUGGUCGCACCUUUGUUGGUUUUAAAAGUUUUAUUGGUGUUGCCAGAAUUAGCUUUAAAUGUAAUGGGAACAAUGUGGAUGUUCUGCGAAGUUAUCGAAUGUUCAGUGACAGAUAAGUUUUCUAGUAUCGUUAUACAAAGUAUAGUCCUUUUCAAUUGGGUCCAAUUAGCGCUUACAGUUUUCGGCCUUUUUAUGGUGUUCGACCCACUGGGUUCAGUGAAUUAUGAUGAUAUGCAAGACACACCAAAUCAAGCGCGGCACCAUAGAAAAGUAACUGGACUCUGGUCUAGAAGGUUUCGCUGGGCUUUCUGCUGGCUGAAGAGAGACGAGCAUGGAAAAGAAGCUUUUCAACAAGUAGCAGCUUUGCUGAGCGCUCUAUUCAGAUCGACCGACCUUGUGCCGUCAGACGUUGUUGCUGGUUGCGUACUUUUAAGAGUACGACAGAAGCGAGAAACGAGGGAGAUGCGACGCAUACAGAUGUUAAAUGACGAGGAGCCCAUAUAUACUACGGAUGUAAACAAAAUAUUCUCAGAGACCCCUCCGUGGAUGAACUUAGAGGACGCAUUGCACUAUCUGAGGCUAUCGAUAGCGGCGUACGGCUGGCCCUAUGUGUUGUACCGGCACUGUUUUACCGGAUUUUGUAAACUUGCCAAACAUUUGACUUGUUGUUGUUGUCGGCCGAAGAACUCAAUAGUAACGGACGAUAACUGCUGCUUGUGCCACUUCGCCGGCGUCAAGUACAUGUCAAAGCUCUCCGCGGACGAUAUUAUCUUUGCCUCUUUCAACAAUCGCGUCUUUGAACUUCCAUUCUGCGUCAUAGCGGAUCAUGAUCGCGAAAGCAUUGUAGUAGCGGUGCGGGGUUCUAUUUCCCUCAGAGAUAUCUUCACUGACUUCACAGCUGGUUCGGAGAAAUUUGAGGCUGAUGGGUUGCCGGAAGACACGGCGGCGCACAAAGGCAUGUCGAUGGGUGCGGCUAAAAUGCUGAGACGUCUGCUGCCCGUACUGGACCGUGCAUUUCAACAAUUCCCACAUUAUGACCUUGUGCUUACAGGUCACAGUCUUGGAGCUGGCGUAGCAGUAUUAGUAGCAUUAAAACUAAGGCCAAGAUAUCCCCAUCUUAAAGUAUUUGCAUUUUCAACUCCAGCGGGCCUGAUAAGUCGUGAAGCAGCACGGUACACGGAGAGUUUUGUCCUCACUAUCGGAGUUGGCGAUGAUCUGGUGAUGCGCCUGAGUGUGCACAGCAUAGAGAACCUACGCACCAAAGUCAUUCAGACCAUCCACGCUACAAAACUACCUAAGUACCGGAUAAUGUUGAACGGUUUCGGCUACGCUUUAUUCGGCGUACCGGCGAGAGAUUUGGAGUCAACAUGGCGGCGGCCCGAGGAGCUGGAAGCGAAUCACUCGGAUGACUCAGACUCGCUGCUUGUGCAGGGCGUCUCCACCGUGAGUGCUGAGGCAGCGUUAGUGUCACGGAAUGUGUUCGCGCGGCGGUUUUCAACAGCGCGCCUUUUUACAGCCGGCCGAAUCCUACAUAUCGUGCGACGAAAGCGCAUGGGCAUUGAAAAGAAAGUGCGCACACAGGAGCCGACGUACGAAAUGAGAUGGGCGUGUCCCGAGGACUUCAUGGAAUUGCAAGUGAUGCCGCGAAUGUUAUUAGAUCAUUUACCUGAGAACGUACACCGUACCAUGCAGACAAUUAUUGACGAGAAACAUACAUAUCGAGUCACUCAUGUCGUUUAG